ACUAAAUAUAGGUUACAGAGUUUGGUCCACACUGCUUACAUCUCAUUAAUUAUUUUACAAAAGGAAAGUAUUUCAGUGUAGGAAACACCAGGCAUGGAGAGAAAAUACAAAUGCAGGAUGAUCAAAGUUUCUAAAGUUCUUUCCCAAAGUUUACUGGAUAAUUGAGUUAAUUGCAAAACUAGUGACGUUUAAGCUCUUUUACAUCCCUCCACCUCCAACUUCCUCAAAAGACCAAUAAUUCAGAAUUCUAGGAAAACUGAAAUGGCAGACUGUGCUCUCUUUCUCAACUAUCAGUUUAGUACAAAAUGUAACAAAACAUUUUGCACUAGAUAACCUGGCUUCUAAGCAAACCAAAUGAGUUGAUUUUGCAAUCGGUUGCCAAAUACUUUUUCCAAUGUACAUCAGUUUUUUUGCUUGUAACAGGCACAUAACCUCACAUCUUUUGUUUGCACCUGCUAUGCUUGGGAAUUUGUCAUUGAUUGCACUGAUGUUUAAAAGUUUGCAACCAAAUUAUCUGUAGCAUUCUUUAGUUUGUCCAGUACUCCAACAUUGCAGCUUGGGUAUUGUGGAAGUGCUUACAUUGGGAUUGUUCUCUGAAUUCAUUUAAAAAUGAUUAUAAUAAAUUCCUCAUGACGUGAACUGAAAUCGUGUAAAAAUUAGUGAAGAGCCUGCUGAUGUAAACUGCAUUUGAUUCCAACAAUAAUGAGUAUACUGAUUCCAUUUAAUUCAUCAUAAUAAUAACAAUAAAAAUGACCAUUGGAUAUAAAACACUGUUUUCCUAAGAGCUCACAAUGUUUUAUAAAAAUAAUACUAAGAUCGUAACGGUACAUACAGCAAAACGAUGUUUGACACCAGCACAUAAGCACCCACAGUCAAAAGCGUCACAGAACAAAGGUGUCUUCAGCCGCUGCUUAAAUGCUGACAGUGAGGAUGCAUGUCUCAGCUGGGCAAGGGAGCAGGGCAAUCCGGGGGAUUCCGAAGUGUAUUGGAGACAGCCGGGGCAGUAAAGACAAACACCGAGCGACAUUACAUUAAUUCUAGAAAUAAUAAUCCACCUUUCGGCCUAAGACGGUAAACAAGGCAGCUGAAAUCUUCAGAAAUCCGUCUUUGAAGGUUUGCAAACAGCAAGUUAUUUACAGAGUUAAAGCAAUUCUUUCUCCUAAUGUUUCUUUUACUUCAAUGACAAUUUUUGCGAAUCCGUAGGAUAACUUGCACAGACGCCUAUGUAGAUUGCCUGAAGAGUUUUUCAUCCUUUUUGUGGGAAAAAACUACCUAUAUUUGUUUAUAUAUAACUGAAGACAUUUCUUUAACAAUAAACCUUCUGCUUAUUUUAUAUAAUAAAGAGAAUUAGUUGUUAAAUAGGCUUGACGCAAGAACGACCUUAAUUGUUCUUGGCAUCAGAACUUCCAUUCAAAAUUUCCCUGGACCAGCGGCGCGCGCUGCCCAUUUUAUUUACUUCUGAAUAGAAACAGUUUGCAGAGCUCUUUGGUGAUCAGUGUGGUUCCAUUUGUUGCCACGCAACAGUCUAGCCUUGAAGUUAUAUGCAUAAGAAUUUGUUACUUAAGCGAAGUUUAGGAGUUUCCUCAGACACCGCAGGACACAGAGAGAGAUAGAGUUGGCAAUGAGCAAAUUCAUUUAGGGGAAACAAGCAGCUGCACGCACAAAACAAUGUUGUGCUUACGUGCGCUGGAACGAAGUUGCGAGCACUAUCACGUCCACUUUCUAUUUCAGGCAGUGUUGCUGAUGGUGUUUGUAGAGGGUGCCACUUAUCAAGAUUCCGCUAACCUGGAGGUGACACUUUUCCGAAACUACUCCAGGACUAUCCGGCCCACUCUAAACCAGUCGGAACCGGUUCGGGUCAAUGUGACCCUCCAACUGCUAAGCGUCCUGAAGGUUGACAACCAGCGACAGGAGCUGUCUGUGCGAUGCGUGCUGUUGACGCAGUGGCUGGAUCAGCUGCUUAUCUGGUCGCCGGCGGAGUUCGGGGGCCUGGAGGUUCUCCACCCGGAUCAGACCAUCCUGUGGGCGCCGAGAGUCAAUCCCAUGAGUCCCGAAGACGACGGCGACAUCAUGAACAAGUGGAUCACCUCGCACCAGCUGCUGCACACGGGGCUGGUGACCUUUCGAUCAUCCGGGCAGUUGCGGCUGCCGUGCUAUCUGGACAUGACCGCCUUCCCCUUCGACACUCAGACCUGCAGCUUCUCCUUCAUGGUGCAGGACUACACGGAGCGCGAGGUGACGCUCUUCAACGACUUAGACCAUGUGCUGAUGAACAAUUACGUCGCUUCCGGCGAGUGGGACUUGGUGCACAGCGCCUGCAGCCGCAACAUCCGGGGUCAACCCCCGCUGACCUUUUCCACCGUCGACGUCACGCUAGUCUUCCAUCGGCUCAGCGGCUUCUACGUGCUGAACCUCAUGCUACCCUUCCUCUUCAUCUCCGGCCUGGUGCUGCUGACCUUCCUGGUGCCCGUCGCCAGCGACGAAAGAGUGAACUUCGCGCUCAGCGUCCUUCUGUCCCAGGUCGUCUGCUUGGAUUUGAUAAGCAGCUACAUUCCCACGACCUCAGACGAAGUGCCUGUGGUUGUCUUGUGCUGUCUGCUGCUGCUGGCACUGAGCGCUGCAGUCGUGGCCCUGUCUGUGAUGACGAUGUCGCUGCAUCACGAUCACUCAUGCGUCCUGACGCAGACUUUGUGGUGGACCCUGUCAAGGUUAAUUCGGGUCAAGGUACGUCCUUCAAGGAAAACGCACAAAAAAUCGCAGGUUGCAAGCUCAGCCAGCCUCGCCUCUGUGAGUUUUCAUGCCAAUGGUCAGACAGGUCUGCUGGCCAGUGUCAAUUCUUCGAGAACUGUGGCACAGACAUCUGUUCCUAACACGGAAGGAGAG
This is a messenger RNA of Pomacea canaliculata, 2883 nucleotides long. RefSeq names its product neuronal acetylcholine receptor subunit alpha-2-like. The record is from RefSeq and is a predicted model, not a curated record. Lineage: Eukaryota; Metazoa; Mollusca; Gastropoda; Architaenioglossa; Ampullariidae. The annotation marks the transcript as partial. Gene Ontology annotation, molecular function: extracellular ligand-gated monoatomic ion channel activity; transmembrane signaling receptor activity; neurotransmitter receptor activity. Gene Ontology annotation, cellular component: synapse; neuron projection; membrane. Gene Ontology annotation, biological process: regulation of membrane potential; nervous system process; monoatomic ion transmembrane transport. The transcript is spliced from 2 exons.